CUGCUGUCAUGUUAAUGUGUGUUUAUUCUUUAUUAUAAAUAACAUAAAGAUGUUUGGAAUAAGCAAACUUUGUAUAAGCACAUGCUGUAUGAUAGAGCUGCACUUCUAAGACAGCUGAGAAGAGACAAAGAAAGUUCAGGAUUGACUUGAUAUUGUGGAAAAGACAGACACAGAUAAAGAAUUCCCAGUUUCCAUAAGAGAGGAAUUUCCCAUUUCCAUUCCCAGCUUUCCUCAGGGCCUAAUGCAAGCCUGUUCCUGAAAGCUAGUUGGAGUGUUUAGUGAGUAGACUUUAGUAAGAAUGGUAAAAAAAAAAAAAAAACAUUGAGUGAGCAACAGUUCUGUGAAUACUUUCAUUGUGAAUGUGAAACAUAUUCAGACAAAAGAAAAAGUCAGAGCUGUAUUUCAGGGCAAUUCAGCAAAAGAGAGAAAGUUCAUGUUGAUUUGAUGUUGAAGGACAAAAACACAGCACUUUCCAUCUGUCAGGAAUUUCCCAGGAUCACUUACUGUAGAGAUGCUGGGAAGUGGCAGUGCUCCUGAAAGCAGCUGCUGUGCUGUCAGUGAUGAGGCAACAGUGGCCCAAGUGAGUAUUAAUACCAGCACAUUUUGCACAUUCAGCCAUCAGACAGGAGAACUCAAAGGAGGUGAGAAGAGUCACCAAAAGAGUCAAAGAACAUAACAACUUCAACAAGUCACUCUCUCCUAAAAUGAAGACCUUCAGUGUUGCAGUUGCAGUGGCCGUCAUGCUCACCUUUAUUUGUAUUCAGGAGAGCUCUGCCACAUUUACUGAGAUACAGGAGCUGGAGGAGGCGGUGAGCAAUGACAAUCCAGCUGUUGAACAUCAGGAGACAUCAGUGGACUCAUGGAUGAUGCCAUAUAACAGACAGAAGCGUGGCAUUAAGUGUCGCUUCUGCUGCGGCUGCUGCACCCCCGGUGUCUGUGGACUGUGCUGCAGAUUCUGAGGAUUCCUGCUCCAACAACCGUUAAAUGUUCAUUUGUUUUUGUAAAACUUCAGUUUAGUUAUUCGACUUAGUGACUCUAUAGUUAAUGUGUGUUCAGUGAUGUGACUGUAUCAUCUACAUAUUUUCACAAAAUCUGCAUAUAUUGUGUACUAUCAAUAAAUUUUAAUGCUACUACAAAA
This is a messenger RNA of Seriola aureovittata, 1138 nucleotides long. RefSeq names its product hepcidin-like. NCBI's taxonomy places the organism in Eukaryota, Metazoa, Chordata, Actinopteri, Carangiformes, Carangidae. Gene Ontology annotation, molecular function: 2 iron, 2 sulfur cluster binding. The transcript has 3 exons. Gene Ontology annotation, biological process: defense response to bacterium; intracellular iron ion homeostasis. The coding region runs from base 705 to 959 and encodes 84 amino acids. The record is from RefSeq and is a predicted model, not a curated record. Gene Ontology annotation, cellular component: extracellular region.